Messenger RNA from Anneissia japonica, 4110 nucleotides. Its product is annotated as serine/threonine-protein phosphatase 5-like. Gene Ontology annotation, molecular function: protein serine/threonine phosphatase activity; protein binding. Gene Ontology annotation, cellular component: cytosol; nucleus. Lineage: Eukaryota; Metazoa; Echinodermata; Crinoidea; Comatulida; Comatulidae. The coding region runs from base 49 to 1590 and encodes 513 amino acids. The transcript is spliced from 12 exons. The record is from RefSeq and is a predicted model, not a curated record.
CAAUGGGCUAGCCCGCCGCCGGUCGCGGGUCGGCGGUGUGGCCAUGGCAUGUGCAUGCAUGAUGCAGGAGGUCAAGUAGGACCAACCAAGAGUUGCUUGAGUUUGGUGGAAAUUAUGAGUGGCCAAGACAACGCAGAGGGUUUAUUACCUAAAGAAAUAGAUGAAGACGUUUUAAAGAAGGCAGAAGACCUUAAAAACAAAGCUAACGAUUACUUCAAAGCUCAGAAUUUCGAUCCUGCAAUUGAACACUAUAGCCAAGCAAUAGAAUUGAAUCCAUGCUGUGCAGCGUAUUAUGGAAAUAGAAGUAUAGCUUACCUGAAGACAGAAUGUUUUGGUGCUGCUGUAUGCGAUGCCGACAAGGCGCUGGAAUUAGACAGAACAUACAUAAAGGGUUACUACCGAAGAGCUACUGCAAAUAUGGCAUUAGGAAAGUUCAAAAUAGCUCUCAAAGAUUAUGAAACGGUGAUGAAAGUACGGUCUAGUGACAAGGAUGCCAAAGCCAAGUAUCAAGAGUGUAAGAAGAUAGUGCAGAUGAAAGCAUUUGAAAAGGCUAUCUCUGUGGACUCUGUAAAGAAUUCUAUAGUUGACUCAUUAGACUUAGCUAAUAUGAUUAUAGAGGAUGAAUAUGAAGGGCCUACAAUAAAAGAUGGACAAAUCACAUUAGAAUUUAUGAAGGCAACAAUCGAACACCUAAAGGAACAAAAGCGUUUACAUAGGAAGUAUGCAUACAUGAUUUUAGUAAAUGUAUAUAGCAUGUUAAAGAAGAUGCCAUCAUUAUGUGAAAUAACUAUACCAGAAGACACCAAGUUUACAGUGUGUGGAGACAUACAUGGCCAGUUUUACGACCUCCUCAACAUAUUUGAAAUCAAUGGCCUCCCAUCAGAACAAAACCCUUACUUAUUUAACGGUGACUUUGUUGAUCGAGGAUCCUUUUCAGUGGAAGUUAUACUGACAUUAUUUGGCUUCAAACUUCUUUAUCCUAACCACUUUUUCAUGGCCAGAGGCAACCAUGAAAGUGAAACCAUGAACCAGAUGUAUGGAUUCUUUGGUGAAGUCAAAUCUAAAUAUAACCCACAGAUGGCCCAGCUAUUUACAGAGGUUUAUAACUGGUUACCGCUAUGUCAUUGUAUCAACAAGAAAAUAUUGGUAAUGCAUGGUGGUUUAUUUAGUAAUGAUGAUGUAACAUUAGAAGACAUCAAAAAGGUUGAUAGAAACCGACAGCCACCAGACUCAGGGAUAAUGUGUGAAUUACUGUGGUCAGACCCACAACCCCAGAAUGGUAGAUCGCUGAGUAAGCGUGGUGUAGGGGUUCAAUUUGGACCAGAUGUCACCAAUAAAUUCUUGCAGAAGAACGAUUUGAAGUAUAUAAUCAGAAGCCACGAAGUGAAACCAGAGGGUUAUGAAGAGGCUCAUGACAAAAAAUGUAUCACUGUUUUCUCAGCGCCUAACUAUUGUGAUCAAAUGGGAAACAAGGGAGCAUUCAUUACAAUGUCUUCAGAUCUUACACCUAAGUUCACUUCAUACGAAGCAGUACCUCAUCCGAAGAUUCGGCCAAUGGCAUAUGCAAGCUCAUUAUUUGGUUUUAUGUGAAGCAUAUUGGACAGCUGUUGCAAAUUUAUAAUGGAAAUGAUUCACAAUUGAACUAAGCUGACUUGUUAAUGUGCGGUUUCAAUUGUAGCUGAGUGUUGCAAUACAUGCUAAUAGGUAUACAGCCAAUACACACUAAGCGACACCCAGCGACACAUCCAUAUGAACACUCGCAAUGGAUAUGUAUCAUGAAUGAGCAGUUUCAUCUGCUUCAUCUAUUGUAGCUGGGUGUUGCAAUGCAGGCCUAUGGGCAUACACCCCAAUAUACACUAAGAGACACCCAGAGACACAUCCAUACGAACACUCACAAUGGAAAUGUAUUGUGAUUAAACUGAGUUAGCAGUUUUAUGUGCUUUAUCAAUUGGAGCUGUGUGUUGUAACUCAACCCUAUAAGUAUACACCCUGAAACAUGCCAAGAAACAUACCAAGAGACACCCAUGCAGGCACAUGCAAUGGAUUAUGUCAUAAUUUAACCUCGUUAUAGGGUUUACCUGCCUAACACAACAAUGAAGGCAUACACCCUGAGACCCAUCAAGUGACACAUUCAGGGACACCCUUAUACAAGCAUUGGUUGGAACUGAUUCUAAUUAGACUUACUCGAGAGCUUUGCCUCCUUUAUCCAUUGCAGUUGGAUGUUGUUAAUAGAGAUACAGAGUGACAAACCCAGAAAAAAAUUUAUCAGGAGCUCUAAUUCCCAUUAUCAUUGUUUGUCAUUAUGAUUAUUGUUGCUAUAAUUUUAUUUUUUUUAACAUUAUUUAUUGGUGUAACUUUAUUGCGCAGCGUUGUCUGAGGGUCAAAGGCCCAAGCAGGGGGUGAGUAUGAGGGGGUGUUCCCUCCUCCCAAAACAAGAUUAAAAAAAAAAAAAAUUGGGACUUCUAGAUGGCCGGAAAUGGCUGGGAUGGGAAAACUAGGCCUAUUUUUUUUUCCUUUUGGUUUGCCUGUCCAACAAGCUUUGGCCAAUAGGGGCCUUGACCAAACCGGUGGGGGGUGGGGGCUUAAGACCCCCUGCCCCCUGCUGGCGCUGCCACUGGCCUUAUAAUAUACCAAACGUAUCCAUUUAAAAAUUAUUGCUCUGGGGGCACUGUUUGCUAAUUUUGUUCAUACAGAAUCAGACAUGCAAGAAGUAGAACCGACUCCUUUUUUGGGAGUAUUCCUGUUGUGCAACUAAAUGAAAACCUACAUUUAUACUCAUUGGGUACAGAGGCACAGUUAAAUGAGAACCUACUCAGGUGCCCAUUUAUCUCAUUGGGAACAGAGGCACAAUUAAAUUGGAACUUACUCAGGUGCCCAUUUAUACUCGUUGGGUACAGACGCACAAUUAAAUUAGAACUUACUCAGGUGCCCAUUUAUACUCAUUGGGUACAGAGGCACAAUUAAAUGAGAACUUACUUAGGUGCCCAUUUAUACUCGUUGUGUACAGAGGCACAAUUAAAUUAGAAGUUGCUCAGGUACCCAUUUAUACACAUUGGGUACAGAGGCGCAAUUAAAUUAGAACUUACUCAGGUGCCCAUUUAUACUCUUUGGGUACAGAGGCGCAAUUAAAUGAGACAUUACUUUGGUGCCCAUUUAUACUCUCUUGAGUACAGAGGCACAACUAAAUUAGAACUUAGGUGCCCAUUUAUAUUCAUUGAGCACAGAGGCACAACUAAAUGAGAACCUGCGCAGGUGACCAUUGAUACUCAUUUGGUACAAAGGCACAACUAAAUGAGAACCUGCGCAGGUGACCAUUGAUACUCAUUUGGUACAAAGGCACAACUAAAUGAGAACCUGCGCAGGUGCCCUGGGCCAUUUACACUCUUCAGUACAAAAGCAAACUUUGACAAAGUGUCUAUUCCAAAGACAAAAUCGUAGUAGCCAGUAUUUGUCUCAAAUUUAUGACCAUUUGUUCGGAAACACAGACUUACUGCAGCCCCAAACACUCAUUUUUGGUUAUUAAGUUCAAACAAAAUCAGUUUUUUGGGUGGAUCUUAAUAAAUGCGGUGUAAAACUAUCCUCAAAUAGUAUGAGUCGCCUUGAAGUGAGAUUGGCUUGGUUGUAUUGAAGUGUACAUUAUAAUACAAUGCCUCAACUCAUGUUUUUGAUUUAAUCCAGUUGUCUGCUUGACUCAACUCAAUUUCGUCUUAAAGCAAUCAUGGUCUUGAGUCAUGUAAACUAACAGAGGUAUAUUUUUUCAAAUGAUUCAUACACAUGCUUUAAAUAAGGAGACUGUCACCCAAUUCGUUCCAAGGAACAUUAAAUUUAAUUGAUUGAUUGAAAUUAUUCAAUGCUUAACAUGCACAAACAAUAUAAGAAAUGAUUAUAGAACAAGAAAAUUAAAAAUUAAUUAUCAGGAAUGUCCAUUAGGCUGGGUGCAGCCCAUUUCCAAUGGAGCCCUACAUUUAUUAGUCACAUGAUGACAAACCACAAUUAUAGAAGUUUAAAUGAAUAUAGAAUGUUUGUUAAAACAAUUGAAGAGUUGACUUUUAAUGCUAUUAUUGUAGACCCAUUAUAUAAGAUCAUCAAUAAAAAAAUUUUCUCUGAAAA